AGUCAUAGGGCAGCAGCCAUGAGCCUGGUGGCCUGCGAGUGCCCGCCCAGCCCUGGCCAAGAGCCUGAGCCCUGCUCACGAGUACGGUCCCAGGCCCACACGUAUUUGGAGCAAAUUCGCAACCGGGUGGCUCUGGGGGCACCUGACAUGACCAAGCGUGACUACCUGGUAGAUGCAGCCACACAGAUCCGGCUGGCCCUGGAGCGCGAUGUUGGUGAGGACUACGAGGCAGCCUUCAACCAUUACCAGAAUGGCGUGGACGUUCUGCUACGAGGCAUGCACGUCGACCCCAACAAGGAGCGAUGCGAGGCUGUAAAGCUGAAAAUUACCAAGUACCUGCAGCGGGCAGAAGAGAUCUUCAACUGCCACCUGCAGAAGACACUGGGCAGCAGAGCCAGCCCUGGCACGGGUUUCAGCAGCCUGAGGCUCCGGCCCAUUCGCACACUGAGCUCCACCCUGGAGCAGCUGAGGGGCUGCAGGGUGGUUGGGGUCAUCGAGAAGGUGCAGCUAGUCCAGGACCCAGCGACCGGAGGGACCUUCGUGGUGAAGAGCCUGUCCAGGUGCCACGUGGCGAGCCAGGAGCGGCUGACCAUCAUCCCACAUGGUGUCCCCUACAUGACCAAGCUGCUGCGGUACUUUGUGAGUGAGGACUCCAUCUUCCUGCACCUGGAGCAUGUGCAAGGAGGCACUCUCUGGUCCCACCUGCGCUCCCAGGCCAGCCCCCAACAAUCUCGGCUCAGGUCUGUCUCCAGCCUGGAGAGGAUGAAGGCUCAGCUCAACUCCUGCCUCAGCCUCCGGACCCCAAUGCUGCUCCCCCUGGGCCGCACCUGCCUCCAGGACAGAGUCCCCCAAGAGCACCCACAGACUUGUCAGAGCCUUCCCCCAGACAGGGAGGCCUCAUCAAUCAGACCCCAGAGAGAGGCUGAAGGUGAACCUUCAGCCAGGAUCAGCACUUCCUGCUCCUCGAACCUUCCAAAGGCUCCAAGUGGCCUCCUGCACCUCCAAUCCAGGAGAAGACCUGGCCAGAACUUGGACACAGGGUCCCCUUGGGGGCUCCCUUGGGUUCGCGAGGGGGCCGGCCGGGUGCUGGGGGGCUGUGGCCGUAGCAGAGGUACGAGCCGCCCCUCAGCAGAUGAAGCCAGCUUGGGGUCUGGCAGGGGUGCCUGGAGCGCGAGUGAAGAACAGGUGAAGCAGUGGGCGGCCGAAAUGCUGGUGGCACUGGAGGCGCUGCACGAGCAAGGGGUGCUGUGCCGGGACCUCAAUCCUCGAAACCUGCUCCUGGACCAGGCAGGUCACAUCCGGCUCACAUAUUUUGGCCAGUGGUCAGAGGUGGAGCCCCAGUGCUGCCGGGAGGCUUCGGACAACCUCUACAGUGCCCCAGAGGUGGGUGGGAUUUCUGAGCUGACGGAAGCCUGUGACUGGUGGAGCUUUGGGUCUCUACUGUAUGAAUUGCUGACUGGAAUGGCCCUGUCCCAGAGCCACCCCUCAGGAAUCCAGUCUCACACCCAGCUCCAGCUGCCUGAGUGGCUCAGUCGCCCAGCAGCCUCCCUGCUGACUGAGCUGCUGCAGCUUGAUCCCACCAGGCGCCUGGGCGCUGGAGGAGGCGGUGUCGACAGACUCAAGUCUCACCCCUUCUUCAGUACAAUCCAGUGGAGCAAACUGGUGGGGUAAGAGGGGGUGCGGUGGGUGAUGGAAGCAGCUGGACUGGUCUGGAUCUUCUCUUCGCCUGUCACCAAAGCUGGCCCCUCUAAUCAGUGACCCUCCGCAAAGAAUGCAGGGCAGCUGCCUUUCCUGCUCAGCCCUCUCCGCUGGGCCUCAGAAGUAAUCAUCGCCAUUGCCCCUGAGGCGCCUAGGGAGUUCCCCAGCCAUCUCUGGAAGAAACCUUUUCUAGUCACUGCUGAGGGGGAGGGACAGGACAGAUCGCAUCACGCUAGGCAGCUUGGACCCCUCUACCCAUCCAUCCUCACCCAUCAGUCAACGGAUGCCCGUUGAGCGCACAUUCUAUACCUUGAAUGCAAACUUACCACGUAAAAGGGUGCCUUCUGUCACGUUAGCUCUGAACUACUGACCACCUGCUGAGCUGACUUCGAGGCUUUGUGACUUGAUACCUGCCAUGUUGUGCUUCACUUGGGACAUAUCUGGAGACCCAUCUCAGGAUACUGGUCCACUGGCUCAGUGCACUCAAACCAUGGCUGUCAUGCAAGUGGCGGGCCUCUUCCACCAGACUACUGCUGCAGGGGGUGGGGAGGCUGGGGAAGCAGGGAAGAAAUCUGUAGUGGGCAUGAAGUGAGAUGGGGGACCAUGCCUCCUAUCUUGUGAUUUCAGACUUUGGAGAGUAAAAGGAAGGGAGAACAGGAAAAUAAGGAUAGAGAGAAAUGAGGAGAGGGAGGAAUGCAUAUCUUUGCCACUUAGAGCAAUUUUGGAAUAGAGUUCCCUUCCCCAGCUAGCCCACCGGUGUCAAGAAAACGGGAGCCUGCCCCUUGGCUCUGAGAUGAGACCACGCCAGUAAGACAAGUUGUACCCAUUCGGAUUCCCUUCUCAGGCCUUCAUCCUGUUUACCAUUUUGCAUUCUAGUCUUGAGGGCCCACUCAAUUCACUGCCCACUGGGACUUCAUCCCCUUUUGAAAUGAGAACUCAAAAAACACAGAGAAUGAUUGCCCAAGUUUUUAGUCAGAAGCAUUUCUAGGGUAAGUAGUUACCCCAAAAGACAAUCCCCUUCCCAUCUUUGGAGGCCCUCUUAUUCCUCUCAGAUCUGGUAACUGGGAUCUGGCAUCUAAGACUUCCACCAGACCUCUUCCCCAAAUUCCUUCCCUCCAAUGUGUCUCCAAUACCACCAGGUGGCGCCUCUGACACCUUUCUCUAGUCUGGCUCUGAAGGCCCAAGUCUUAUCUCUGGGGGUAGGGACCUGUGUUGUUGGAGAGGCCAGAAUAACUCUGGAGCAGAAGGGACAUAGAGAAGCACAGCCUCAUAUGGUACUGGUUUCCUUGGGGCUUGCCUGUACCCACUACCCACCCGUCAAUAAAGCCUGAUGUUGCCUAUGG
Molecule: messenger RNA, 3041 nt
Organism: Pteropus alecto (black flying fox)
Lineage: Eukaryota; Metazoa; Chordata; Mammalia; Chiroptera; Pteropodidae
Gene: RPS6KL1
Product: ribosomal protein S6 kinase like 1
Exons: 10
Coding region: 19-1671 (550 amino acids)
Biological process (GO): protein phosphorylation
Molecular function (GO): ATP binding; protein kinase activity
Source: RefSeq, a predicted model, not a curated record